Molecule: messenger RNA, 1042 nt
Organism: Zootoca vivipara (common lizard)
Lineage: Eukaryota; Metazoa; Chordata; Lepidosauria; Squamata; Lacertidae
Gene: RGCC
Product: regulator of cell cycle
Biological process (GO): regulation of cell cycle
Cellular component (GO): cytoplasm
Molecular function (GO): protein kinase activator activity; protein kinase binding
Source: RefSeq, a predicted model, not a curated record
UCGCUGCUGGGCUGGGCUCCGGAGAGCCUUCCCGCCUCCCUCCGCCGGAGACAGAGAGAGACGGGGUGGGGAAGGCGGCUCCGUGGGCGGCCCCUGCCUCCCGUUCCCCGACGGCGGCGGCAGUUCCUGGGCGGCUGCGAGGGGGAAUUGGGCGGCUCUCGCUCGGCGUCUCGCUUCUCCGCCCGGCGGCCAUGCAGCGUCCGGAGGGGAAGCAGCCCUCGGGCGCCUUCGCCGCAGGCGAGCCGUCGGGGCAUCGGGGAGCAGCGGAGCUCGGCGGGCGGAGGCGCCCCUGUCUUUCCGCCGACGGGAGCGUCUCGGCCAGGUGGCCCCCGAGCCGGGCGGCGACGGAGGGCCCUCGCUGCUCCCUCGACGGGGCUCCGGGGGACCUGGCGGAGGAGUUGCGCGAGUUCGACGCCGUGCUGGACGCCUUCUCUCCCGGCGCCCAGGAGCGCCGCUUCCCCGGCGAGGAGCCUCCGGAGCGGCGGAGAAGCGACGGAGGCGGCAGCGACGCCGCCCAGAGGGAGUCCCUGUUCCGCUGCGACGCUCAGGGUGCAGAUUCACCGUACAGAAAUAGUUUCGGUUUCAGUGACGGAAAGCUGAAUUCCCCAGCACUUUCUCCUCCAGCUGUGUCUACUCCAACAAUAGCUUCUCGCAAAGGAAAGCUUGGAGACACAAAAGAAUUAGAAGAUUUUAUCGCUGAUCUUGAUAGGACCUUGGCAAGUAUGUGAAACAACUGUUUUUGCAUGAAACUGGCCUAGCAAAGGAUGAGGUUGAGUCUGGGCUGAUCCUGUUCCAUACGACGGAGACGGAGACCCUCAUCUCAGAAGCGUGCAACCUGCCAUCUGCUCUUCCACUUUUAACCGUGACGACUCUUGUAACCUUCUCUUCAAAUAACAAGUUUUCUGAUGCCGUACUUUUUCAUAAGAUAUAGCUUAACAUUAAUUUAAAAGCGCUCACGAAAAGAUUUGUAAUUUUAUAUAGCUAAUGUAAAUGCUUUUUUUUGUUAAAUAUAUUUUUGUAUGCAAAUAAAAUAUGGACUGGA